Priapulus caudatus is the source of this 4736-nucleotide messenger RNA. Its product is annotated as leucine-zipper-like transcriptional regulator 1. The record is from RefSeq and is a predicted model, not a curated record. Gene Ontology annotation, cellular component: Golgi apparatus. Gene Ontology annotation, molecular function: aspartic-type endopeptidase activity; protein binding. Gene Ontology annotation, biological process: proteolysis. Lineage: Eukaryota; Metazoa; Priapulida; Priapulimorpha; Priapulimorphida; Priapulidae.
AAGUUAGAAAUAAACAAUGGAAAAAAGAUGCGAAUUAAACUUUUAAAGAGUGCUUGCCGGAUUGAGGAGUAGAGACAACGCGCUAUAAUAUAUAAUACAGAUGUCGACGACAUCCCGACCCCCAAGUGUACCGUUUGAUUACAACUGGCACGAAAAUGCCGAGUGCCUGACGUUAGAUUUUGGGCCAUACGAAACUGUUCACAGUUGGAAAAGGUUACCAGAAUGUGACGAAUUUGUAGGAGCAAGGAGGAGUAAGCACACUGUUGUUCCAUACAAGGACGCGAUAUACGUCUUUGGCGGUGACAAUGGCAAGAACAUGCUCAACGAUCUACUGCGAUACGGUAUUAAGGACAAGUCGUGGGGCAGAGCGUUUACAUCCGGUGUGCCCCCCGCACCCCGCUACCACCACUCUGCUGUCGUCUUCAAAGGAAGCAUGUUCAUAUUUGGCGGUUACACUGGGGACAUUCAUUCCAAUUCCAACCUCACCAACAAGAACGAUAUGUUUGAAUACAAGUUUGCUACAGGGCAAUGGGUGGAAUGGAAAUUUGACCACAGGCAGCGCCUCCCGGUGGCGAGAUCGGCACACGGAGCAGCAGUUUAUGACGAAAAGUUGUGGAUAUUUGCCGGCUACGACGGAAACGCUCGUCUCAACGACAUGUGGACCAUACCGCUACGCGGAAACUCCAAUACGUGGGAAGAGGUUCCUCAGUCGGGAGACAGCCCGCCGACGUGCUGUAACUUUCCCGUGGCAGUCGCACGAGACAGCAUGUUCGUGUUCUCCGGACAGAGCGGUGCGAAGAUCACAAACAACCUGUUCCAGUUCCACUUCAAAAGCCUCAAGUGGACGCGGAUAUCAACUGAGCACAUUCUGCGGAGCGCACCACCUCCUCCAACGCGCCGCUACGGUCACACGAUGGUCGCGUUUGACCGCCACUUGUUUGUCUUCGGAGGAACUGCGGAUAACACCCUGCCUAACGAGUUGCAUUGUUUUGAUCUGGACUCGCAGACGUGGUCAGUGAUCCAGCCAUCUCCGGAUAGUCAGAUCCCAUCCGGUCGCCUGUUCCACGCGGCUGCUGUCGUCGGCGACGCCACCUACAUCUUCGGGGGAACCGUCGACAACAACGUGCGGAGCGGGGAGAUGUAUCGAUUCCAGUUUUCGUCUUACCCAAAGUGCACUCUGCAUGUUGACUUUGGGAGGCUGCUGGAUAAUCGUCAAUUCUGUGAUAUAGACUUCAUUAUUGGCAAGGAUACGGUUGUUGUCAUCCCUGCCCACACUUCCAUGGUAGCAGCAAGGUCUCAGUGGCUGCGCCAGAAGAUUCGACAGGCUAGAGAAAGAGCCAAGGAACAGCCGGAGGAGGUGGAUGAACAUGGCCGCAAGGUGGCGAAGCGUCUGCAGGUACAUCUGAAGGAUUCCGACGCCGAGGCAUUCGAUCUCGUGCUCUUCUACAUCUACACGGAUCGCAUCGACCCCACGAAGGAAGGUCUGGAUCCGGGCAGCAACAAGGUGAUCCUGAUGAUGAUGGACGUGUACCGGCUCGCUCUGCAGUUCCACAUGUCACAAAUGGACAGAGGCAGGCUGUGCAUCCAUACCCCCUCGAGGCGAUCCCGGUAACCGUUUCAUGCAAGCAACGUGCCUCCGUCGGCCCCUGAGAACGCCUGCCGACUGAAGCUCGACUUUAUAAAGGAGUACUGCCUGCGCUUCAUCGUCAAGGAGAGCAACUACAAUCAGAUCAUCAUGAGCAAGGAGUUUGAGACACUCGACCAGUCAAUCAUGGUGACCAUCAUCCGCCGCAAGCAGCUUCCCGCCGUCCGACCCCUCGUCGAACCACAGUUCGAGCUGGUGCCGGCCGCGCACGAAGGAAUGUCAUUGGAGCACGACAUGGUGAAUUUUCUGCGCGGCAUCGGCCGGGAAUUCUGCGACAUCACGCUGAUGUUGGAUGGGAUACCGAUUCCGGCGCACAAGGCGAUCCUCGCGGCUCGCUGCAGCUACUUUGAGGCGAUGUUCCGCUCGUUCAUGCCCGAGGACGGCAAGGUCGUGAUUGCCAUUGGGGAGAUGAUUCCUUCGAGGCAGUCGUUUGACUCACUGCUCCGCUACCUGUAUUACGGUGACGUCAGCAUGCCACCAGAGGACUCUCUCUACCUGUUUUCGGCACCGUAUUUCUACGGAUUUGCCAACAACAGGCUGCAGGCUUACUGCAAACAGAACCUGGAGCGAAACGUCACCUUCGAAAAUGUUGUUCAGAUACUUGAAGCAGCAGAUAGAAUUCAAGCCAUGGACAUGAAGAAACAUGCCCUGGACAUUAUAGUCAAACAUUUCCCAAAGGUGGCGCGCCUGCCGCGCAUACGAUCGCUGAGUCGCGAACUGCUGCUGGACAUACUGGACGCUCUGGCAGACGACCGCUCAGACUUCAAGUACUUCUCUGACCAGCCGGCCGACGUCUACCACAGUCCCAACCACUGUUUUUACUCGCAGAAGUUACAGUCGUUUACAGUUAGGUUAGCAAAGCCAGACCAGUUGACAACAGCAGAGGAGUGUGGCUCCCAAUUUCUGACAAUGAAAACGUUGUCUAUAGUUGUGUUUUUCGCUUUCGUUGGUGCAGCAAUUGCAUUUCAAAGGGUGAAACUGCAUCGUGUGCAGACGGCGCGUCGUUCCCUGCAGGCGCUUGGCACCCACAAAGCACUCCUCUCAUCCCUCAACAACAAGUACAAGCAGGAGUCAGUGAACGGGCCGAUACCGGAGCCGCUGUCAAAUUAUCUAGAUGCGCAGUACUAUGGCUUGAUAGGCAUCGGAACGCCACCCCAGCCAUUCAAGGUUGUGUUUGAUACUGGAUCCUCAAACUUGUGGGUGCCAUCGAAGAAGUGUAAAUGGAGCGACGUUGCAUGCUGGCUUCACAACAAGUAUGACAGUACCAAGUCCAGCACCUACAAGGCUAACGGCACCAAGUUUGAGAUUCAAUAUGGGUCGGGUAGCCUUUCAGGAUUCCUCAGUUCUGAUAAUCUACACUUUGGUAGUGUCACAGUCAAGCAGCAGGUAUUUGCUGAGGCGACGAAACAGCCUGGCGUGACGUUUGUCGCAGCAAAAUUUGAUGGCAUCCUCGGACUGGGUUACAGCAGGAUCGCCAUAGACAGUGUCCCACCGGUCUUCUACAACAUGUGGCAGCAGAAACUCGUACCUGAACCAAUCUUCUCCUUCUACCUGAAUAGGAAUCCAAAUGCCAGUGUUGGCGGUGAACUGAUAUUGGGAGGAAGCGACCCCAAAUACUACAAGGGCAACUUCACUUAUGUUCCCGUCACCAAGAAAGGAUAUUGGCAAAUCAAAAUGGAUGGAGUGAAGGUCGGAGGCAAGGGUGGGUUCUGUAAAGGAGGAUGUCAGGCGAUCGCGGACUCUGGAACCUCCUUGCUGGCUGGGCCGUCCGCAGAGAUCAAGCAGCUAAACGAAGCCAUCGGGGCAACACCGCUAAUGGCGGGAGAGUACAUGAUUGACUGCAAGAAGAUUCCAACACUUCCUGACAUUACAUUUACCUUGGGUGGCAAAGACUUUAUGUUGAAGGGCAGGGACUAUGUACUCGCUGUGACAACCUUUGGGCAGACAAUGUGUGUGAGUGGCUUCAUGGGUUUGGACGUUCCGCCACCGAUGGGACCAAUCUGGAUCCUCGGUGACAUCUUCAUCGGGCAAUACUACACAGAGUUCGACCAGGGAAGAGACAGGGUUGGGUUCGCUACGGCUGUAUAGAUGUGAUCCUGAAGCAUCCAUCUACGCUCGCGUUGCAGUGGCGAGUCUAAACGUACGAGCGUUACGACGUGCACAAAAUUGUUCUGGCAUCAAACGAAACCAAGUUUCAUGUAGCAUUAACACGAUUUCACGGUUUACAUGUUUUUCACAAAAUAUACACAUGCAAGAUUUAUUACAACGAUUACGAAUUGCGUGGCACACUUGUGCAGAUAUAUAUUGCAAUUGUUUCACUGUGUGAUAGAAUAUCUUGCCCUUCAACAUGCAGUGAUGAAGUAGGUGUGACAUGCUUGGCUGUAAGUCUGCUAGACAGAUGUGAUGAGGCGCAGCUAAUAGAUUAAGUCUAUGACUCAGAAAAUAUCUAUACUGGUAAUCGGUUACAAUUCAUAUGUAGUUGGAGCAUAAUAGAUGGCAUUAACGUCUGUAUUUGGGUAGGAAGUUGACAAAUAGAUACUGUAAUUACUUGCAGCACACAGAUUACAGAUUGGUGUGUACUUAAGGUGUUAUAAAUCCACCGAAAACUGGCUUUGUAGAUCUUCUAAUAGGCAGGGAGUUGCUAUGUAAAAGUUGUUACUGUCUAGGUUCCACAUAUUACUGCUAGUUAUUGCACUACACUUUUCACAUUAUUUGAAGAACACUGAAAGUUAAAACUAGACCUUACAUAGUCACAACUUUUGUAGCUUUGGUAAAAUGUUGAAAUUAUUGAGACUUGCCUCACCAGAUAUUUGUUUGUCAAUUGCCAGCUAUGGUGCAAUAACAUACUUACGCCUAUUUCCGGUGAAAUGAUGUAUUACAGAGAUCUUAUCUGUAUGAAAUGGGUAUUUUCCAUUUAUGACGUGGAUGAAACUAUUUUUUUUGUGCACAAUUUAAUACUUUGUUGAUUUAAAGAUCAAAGACUCAACUGUGUUAUGUGGAGUUCUAGCAUGUGUAUAGUAAGUUGUACAUUCUUUAUUUUCUAAUAAAUAUGAUAUGCACUGACCGUCACAGUGGAUGCUUAACAGUCUGA